Molecule: messenger RNA, 9241 nt
Organism: Nyctereutes procyonoides (raccoon dog)
Lineage: Eukaryota; Metazoa; Chordata; Mammalia; Carnivora; Canidae
Gene: THADA
Product: THADA armadillo repeat containing
Exons: 39
Coding region: 356-6205 (1949 amino acids)
Biological process (GO): tRNA methylation
Cellular component (GO): cytosol
Source: RefSeq, a predicted model, not a curated record
UGGAAGAGCGCAGCCGCUCAGUUCUCGCGAUGACGCCUGUUCGGGUCUCCCUUGCCUCCCUCCCAUUGCGCAGACCCGGUAGUCGACAGACCACGUUGCGAGCCACGGAGGCAUCGUAGAACUAGACCAGCUUCGGUACUCGUCCACACGGCAGCGACUCUUCCUAGACGCUCACGGGCACAAGAGUGCGAGAGAGCACAAGCAGGGGGAGAAGCAGGCUCCAGAACCCUGGGACCACAACCUGAACCAAAGGUAGACGUUCAACCAACUGAGCCACCCAGGUGCCUGAAGGUUGGCUGUAUUUUAAAAUACAAAGACUGGGUCAUAAUAGUGACUACCAUUAAUUCUGUUUAAAAUGGGUGUAAAGAAGAAAAAAGAAAUGCAAGUAACUGCACUGACUAUUUGCCAUCAAGACCUUGAAACUUUGAGAUUUUUGGCUGAUGUGGAAGGAAAGAAUUUAGCUUCUUUGCUGUUAUACUGUGUACAACUCACUGAUGGAGUGUCACAAAUCCAUUAUGUUAAACAGAUUGUGCCUUUACUGGAGAAGGCAGAUAAGAAUGGUGCAUGUGAUCCCAUUAUUCGAAGUUGUUUGGAUAUUUUAGCAGGCAUCUAUCUUUCUCUGAGUGUAAAGAAUCCCUUGAAGAAAGUCUUAGCAAGCUCACUAAAUGGCCUACCUGAAUUUUUUCUAACUGAGGCUAUACAAAGUUUUACUUCUCGUCUUCAGGAAGAAUUGAAUACUACUGAUCUAUACUCUUAUAGGAAAGUAAUUGACAAUAUAUCUUCUUGUAUGGAGAACUUUGACUUGGGUAGAGCAGGUGUUAAUAAUCUUCUUAAAAAUGUGCUUCAUUUUCUGCAGAAGAGUUUAAUUGAAAUCUCAGAAGAAAAUCGAAAAUUUGCUGGAAAUUGUAUAGUUCAGACACAGUUGAUGAAUGACUUACUGGUAGGCACUAGAGUUUCAGUGAUGUUGGUGCAGAAAAUACAAGACAUUCAGAGAAUUCAUUUGAAGACUUCCAAUUCUCCCACAUGGCAAAGUAUGUGUGGGUUGCUGAGUAUUUUCACCAAGUUUUUAAGUGAUGAUGACCUCUUACAGACAAUUCAGAGUACGUCUGGAUUAGCUGUUAUUCUUUUUAUUAAGGCUAUGUUUCAUCCACCUGAGAAGAUUCCUGAUUUGAUUAGCAGUUUGCUUCUCCAUUCAGUGGACUGCACCAGCAUUCCCGACUGGUUUUUGAACUGCUGCAGGAGCCUUUGUUGUACUGAUGUCUCGCAGUCAACCCUCUUAUUCCUGUGUCAGGGGACACUCACCAUGUUGGACUGGCAGAAUGGGAGUAUGGGCCUGAGCGGGGAGGCCCUGCUCCUGAAUAUUGUACAUAUUUUGUUCACCUUGAGUUCACAGAUCAAGGAAUCAACUCUGGAAUUGUUUCUGUCUAGAAUUUUGGCAUCCUGGACUAACUCAGCCAUACAUGUCCUUAAAUCAAGUUCCCCAAGCCUAAAGAACAGUCUGAAUGGGAAAUCAAGUGUAGUUGGGAGACUUUUGGAAUAUGUCUAUACCCACUGGGAGCAUCCACUGGAUGCUUUGAGACACCAAACCAAAAUUAUAUUCAGAAAUAUUCUCCAAAUGCACCAGCUCACUAAAGAAAAGUCAAACUCAGAAGUGUCAGGUUUGGCUGCCGAUCAUUUCAUCUGUGAUUUGACUGAAGGUCUUCUGCGAUUGGAAUGGCAUGUUAAAGGGAAGUACACGUGCCUUGGUUGUUUAGUAGAUUACAUAGGAAUUGGACAUAUUUUGGCUCUAGCUAAAACUAUUCCAUCACAAAUCUUAGAGGUGAUGGGAGACCAGUCAUUGGUACCUUAUGCAAGUGAUCUCUUGGAAACCAUGUUCAGAAAUCACAAGAAUCAUUUGAAGUCCCAGGCUCUUGACAGUACCUGGAUCGAUGAGUGGCAUGAGACUUGGGUUUCUCCUCUCCUUUUUAUACUAUGUGAAGGAAAUUUGGAUCAAAAAUCUUAUGUGAUUGAUUAUUACUUGCCAAAAUUAUUGAAUUGCAGUCCUGAAAGCUUAAGCUACAUGGUAAAGAUUCUUCAAACUUCUGCUGAUGCUAAAACUGGGUCUUAUAACAGUAGAGGGGCCCUGGGAGCUUUGAUGGCAUGUCUGCGAACGGCUAGAGCUCAUGGACAUCUUCAGUCUGCAACUGAUACCUGGAGGAACCUUGUGUCCAGUGCAAGAAUAAAACAAGGCUUAAUUCAUCAGCACUGCCAAGUACGGAUAGAUACCUUAGGCUUGCUUUGUGAGAGUAAUCGAAGUACAGAAAUCGUUUCCACAGAAGAAAUGCAGUGGAUUCAAUUCUUUAUCACCUACAAUCUUAACAGUCAGUCCCCAGGAGUCCGACAACAGAUUUGUUCUCUUCUUAAAAAGUUGUUCUGUAGGAUACAGGAAAGUUCUCAGGUGCUUUAUAAACAGGAGCAAAGUAGAUCCAAACAUGAGCCAGAGAAUGAGUUAACCAAACAGCACCCUUCUGUUUCUUUACAACAGUAUAAGAAUUUCAUGUCAUCCAUUUGCAGUCAUCUUUUUGAAGCACUGUUUCCUGGGUCUUCCUACCCAACUAGGUUUUCAGCUUUAACGAUUUUAGGCUCAAUAGCUGAAGUUUUUCCUGUCACAGAGGGUCAAGUCCAAGCAGUGUAUCAGCUGAGUCAUGAUAUUGAUGUUGGUCGUUUCCAAACACUAAUGGAAUGUUUUACCAGCACUUUUGAAGAAGUGAAGAUUUUAGCAUUUGAUCUUCUAAUGAAGUUACCAAAGACAGUUGUACAAUUUCAGGAUUCAGAGAAACUACAAGGCUUAUUCCAAGCAGCAUUGGAGCUCAGCUCAAGCACUAAACCAUACGACUGUGUGACAGCUUCCUACCUGUUGAACUUCUUAAUCUGGCAGGAUGUCCUGCCCUCAUCUCUGUCUGACUCCUUAAAAACUCAGCAGACUGCGUGCGGAGAUGGCGAUAAGUCUGCUAUUGUGGUGGAAAGGAACACAUUAAUGGUUAUCAAAUGCUUGUUGGAAAAUCUUGAGGAAGAAGUAUCUCAGGCUGAAAAUUCUCUGCUUCAGGCAGCAGCAUCAUUUCCACUGUAUGGGCGAGUCCACUGUGUAACAGGAGCUUUGCAGAGGUUAUCUCUAAACAACCUGCAGUUGGUGAGUGAAUGGAGACCUGUGAUUGAGAAGCUCCUUUUGAUGUCAUAUAGGCUUUCUGCUGUGGUGUCUCCAGUCAUUCAGAGUUCCUCUCCAGAGGGCCUCAUCCCAAUGGACACUGAUUCAGAGUCAGCAAGCCGCUUACAGACGAUUCUAAAUGAGAUUCAGCCACGAGAUACUAAUGAUUACUUCACUCAAGCCAAAAUACUCAAAGAACAUGAUAGCUUUGAUUUGGAAGACUUGAAUGUCAGUGUGCAGAAUAUUGGUGCUUCUGCAGAGGUCAAAGGUAGUAAAGAAAGAAAAACAUGUGAUGUAACUGCUCAGAUGGUGCUGGUAUGUUGUUGGCGAAGUAUGAAGGAAGUUGCUUUACUUUUAGGCACACUGUGCCAGCUUCUCCCCAUGCAGUCUGUGCCAGAAUCUUCCAAUGGAUUAUUGACAGAGGAGCAGGUAAAAGAAAUAGGGGAUUACUUUAAACAACACCUCUUACAGUCCAGGCACAGAGGAGCAUUUGAACUGGCUUACACUGGCUUUGUGAAACUCACUGAAAUACUAAACAGGUGCCCCAAUGUGAGUUUGCAAAAGCUACCAGAACAGUGGUUAUGGAAUGUUUUAGAGGAAAUUAAAUGCAGUGAUCCUUCAUCUAAACUCUGUGCUACAAGGCGCAGUGCUGGAAUUCCUUUCUACAUACAGGCGCUAUUGGCAUCUGAACCUAAGAAAGGCAAAAUGGAUUUGUUAAAAGUAACAAUGAAAGAGUUACUCUCCUUGGCUGGACCUACAGAUGACUCACAGAGCACAGUCCCCCAGGUUCAUGCUUUAAAUAUUCUUAGAGCCUUGUUCAGAGAUACACGUCUGGGAGAAAAUAUUAUUCCGUAUGUUGCUGAUGGAGCUAAGGCUGCAAUUCUAGGCUUUACAUCACCAGUCUGGGCAGUGAGAAAUUCAUCCACACUUCUUUUUAGUACCUUGAUCACAAGAAUAUUUGGAGUUAAAAGGGGAAAGGAUGAACUCUCCAAAAAAAAUAGAAUGACAGGCAGCGAAUUUUUUUCUCGUUUCCCAGAACUCUAUCCCUUUCUUCUACAACAGUUGGAAGCUGUAGCUAAUACUGUGGACAGUGAUACAGGAGAACUCAACCGUCAUCCAAGCAUGUUUCUCUUACUUUUGGUGUUGGGAAGACUCUACCCUUCUCCGAUGGACGGCACUUACUCUGCUCUCAGCAUGGCACCGUUCAUUCCCUUCAUUAUGAGAUGUGGUCGCUCACCUGUCUACCGUUCCCGUGAAAUGGCAGCUCGUGCCUUGGUCCCAUUUGUUAUGGUAGAUGAAAUCCCCACUACCAUCCGAACUCUGUUGGCCAAACUCCCAAACUGCACUGACCAGCGUUUCCGGCAAAACCAUAUUCAUGGGACGCUGCUCCAGGUUUUUCAUUUGUUACAAGCCUUCACAGACUCCAAAUACAGACUGAAUACAUACUUUCAGCAGGAGCUGGCUGACGUUGCUGUUUGUACCAGAGCCAAACUCUGGCUGGCCGAGAGGCAAAAUCCAUGUUUGGUGACCAGAGCUGUAUAUAUUGACAUUCUCUUCCUGUUGACUCGCUGCCUUGACAAACUCACAAAAGGCAACCAGCCAGCUGUGGAGUGUCUUGGCUUCUGGGAGGAUGUCAGAAGGAUCAUCUCAGGAUCAGAGCUGAUAACGGGAUUCACCUAUACCUUCACGGUGCCAGGCCUGCCCCAGUACCUCCAGAGUCUCACCAAACUAGCCAUCACCACAGCGGCAGUGGCAGCUCAGGCUGGAGAGCAGGCAGGGAACAUUCCCAUAUCCUUCUCUCAGCUGCUGGAGUCUUCCUUCCCUGAAGUGCGCCUGCUGACAUUAGAAGCCCUGCUGGAAAGAUUCUCAACAGCAGCCUUGGGAUUAGGAGAGAAGGGGCUGCCACCUUUGCAGCGGAAUAUGGGAGAGACAUUCUUGAUGUUGGCUGUGAAGGAAAAUCACCCAGAAUGCUUCUGCAAGAUAUUGAAAAUUCUCCAUUGCAUGGACCCCAGUGAGUGGCUUUCCCACAUGCAGCGCUGUAUCCACCUCACCCCAAAGGAGUUCCUGAUCUGGACAAUGGAUAUUGCUUCCAAUGAAAGGUCUGAAGUUCAAAGUGUAGCUCUGAGACUUGCCUCCAGAGUGAUUGCCCACUACCUACAGAUGUGUGAGGAGACCAGGGACUCAGUGGCCCCCACACUGAAGCAGUGGGUUCAGUUGGUUGUCUCAUCCUGUGGAGAACACCUUCCCACAGAGUCCAGGCUGGCUGCUGCCGAAGCCCUCAACAGCACCACACCAUUCUUGCUUACCACCCUCCAUCCCGUUCUUGGAUUGCAGGAUACACUUGCUCUCUGGAGAUGUGUCCUCACCCUCCUGCAGAGUGAGGAGCAAGCUGUCAGAGAUGCAGCCACGGGAACGGUAGUGACCGCAAUGUCACAAGAAAACACCUGCCGAUCAACAGAAUUUGCCUUCUGCCAGGUGGACGCUUCAAUUGCACUGACCCUAGCCCUAGCUGUGCUGUGUGACCUGCUCCAGCAGUGGGACCAGCUGGCCCUUGGACUCCCAGUCCUGCUGGGAUGGCUGUUGGGAGAGGAUGAUGAUUUCGUGGUCCAUCUGGAAAACACACAUCAGGUGGAAGACUACCUGUUUGAAAAAGCAGAAAUCAACUUUUGGGCCGAGACCCUGAUCUUCGUGAAAUACCUCCACGAGCACCUCCUCCGUCUCCUCUCCACGUCCAGCCACCGUCCCCUCAGCCCUGAAAGCCUCCGCCAUCUCCGCAGGACAGCAUCAGAGCAGGGCCACCUCCUUUCGCAGCUCUUCAGAGAGCUGCCCCCAGCUGCUGAGUUCUUGAAGACCGUGGAAUUCACACGACUGCGCAUUCAGGAGGAGAGGACUCUGGCUUGCCUGCAGCUGCUGGCCUUUCUAGAAGGAAAGGAAAGGGAAGAUACCCCCGUCCUCAGGGCUUCAGACUCACCUGCAGAAGCGAAUCAGUUUACUCUUGCCAAAACAGAAACAGCUCAUUGAAGAAAGAAGACUUUGGGGGGUGGGGUGGGGGCAGACCAUUCCCCCCACUAAAUCUGCCAGGAACCCGUGGAACAUAAAUUCAAGUAUGUUCUCCCUUUGUGGGUCUAGUCUCUCUGUCCCUUCCUGCAGAGUUUUUCUCCAUUCAUUCAGGGCAACCCGGGUUUUUGCAGCUACUAUAGGAAGUGAGGCUACCACGUUGAAUAUUUACUCUGCUCCCAGGUGCUGGCCACCUGCAGACCUGAAUUCGCCUUUUUUCUUCCUCCUCGACCUCGCACAUCCAGGCCUAGCCAGCCGGCAUUUUCUGCGAACUGACUGUACAGAACUGGAUUUUAACUCAUGAUUUUCUCUUCUUUUUCCCACUGCAUAGAAGAGCUGGAUUCGUUGGCAGGCAGCCCAUUGGGUCAGAAUUCCAAAUUUUAUUCCAUUUUAGCUAAGGCAGAAGUAUGUUCCGAAUGUUGGCUCCUGGGAGAAUUCAAGAUCAACUGUAUAGAAAUAGUUUUGUUUUUACUCUCCACAUGUGCCCAAGCCCUGUGGCGACCUGCACAUGCCAUCCGAAUUAUUAAAAGAGCUCCUACCCACAAAAGUGUUUGUGCUAAGGCCAGGAAACCUGAUUUUACCACCCACUGAAAGCACAGACCCUUGGUUGUUAGAAGGAAGCACAGGGAAGGGAAAGACAGAGUAAAUGAUUUCUUCGAUGUCUACACUGACUACUGUCAUUUUCUCGGUGGCAAUAACAAGAUUCUCAUUUAAGAUGUCAGAAAACAGGGACGCCUGGGUGGUUCAGCGGUUGAACAUCUGCCUUUGGCUUGGGGUGUGAUCCCAGAGUUCCGGAAUCGAGUCCCACGUUGGGCUCCCUGCAUGGAGCAUGCUUCUCCCCUGCCUAUCUCUCUCUCUCUCUCUCUCUCUCUCUCUCUCUCUCUCUCUCUCUGUGUGUGUGUGUGUGUGUGUCUCUCAUGAAUAAAUAAAUAAAAUAUUUUUUAAAAAAUCUUAGAAAACACAUUUAUCCAUUUCAGUGUGUGAAUCUAGACGCCUGGCCUUUGGAAGCCGGACCCAGCCCUGUUCCUCUGAUAUCCAGCAGGUGUCGCUCUUGCAUACAUUUUGCUGCUAGUCCUGUGUUUCAUUGCCUUGCCAUUUUCUACUUAAGAUUUCAGAAUAAAAAAAAAAAAGAUUUCAGAAUAAGCAUUACCUACAGACAGCUAUCUUGAAGUUCAUAGCUUGGAUUGGCCAUAGCCUCAUCCAUAUUCAUUUUUCAUCCUGGAAAAAGCCAUUUUAGUAUUACGUAAAGUUGGUCUAGCCUUUUUGGUAUGUCAAUAGUUUUGGAUUUUUUUAAGAUUUUUUUUUAAUUUAUUCAUGAGAGGUGGGGGGGAGGCAGAGGGGGAAGCAGGAUCCCUGCAGGAAGCCUGAUGUGGGACUCAAUCCUGGGACCCUGGGAUCACACCUGAGCCAAAGGCAGAUGGUUCAACCACUGAACCACCCAGUCAUCCCAGUAGUUUUAAAUACUUCUCAGGUGAGCGGUCACUUGGAAUUAUGUUAAAGGGGCAGCUUAUUAUUUUUUUUAAGAUUUUUAAAAUUUAUUCCUGAGACAGAGGCAGAGAGAAGCAGGCUCCAUGCUGGGAGCCCGACGUGGGACUUGGGACUCGAUCCUGAGUCUCCAGGAUCACGCCCUGGGCUGAAGGCGGCGCUAAACCGCUGAGCCACCCGGGCUGCCUUAAAGGAGCAGUUUAGAGGAGUGAGAGUUUGAUAUAAUUUUCUACUGCAGAAAGGCUUGUAUUUUGAAUGUGUUCUCUUUAAAAGAAAACCACCUAAUACUAAAAAUACAGCUGUGCUGGAAAUGUAGAGAAAAGGCAGGGAAUGAAGGGAAACCUAGAGUCCAAAGUUUUGUCCUAAAGAGAACAGGAGAUUCUUGGUGGUUUUGCACUAUUCCACUCAAAAUGUGUUUUUUGUGAUUCUGAAUAAAUUACCUGUUGGGCAUCUGUGUAGUCCACACUUGGUGGAAAGUUGCCAGUCUAACCUUUUCUUCUUUUUUUAAGAUUCUAUUUAUUUGUUUGUUUGUUUGUUUGUUUGUUUAUGAGAGACACAGAGAGGAGCAGAGACACAGCAGAGGAGAAGCAGGAUCCUCAAUGGGAGCCCCAUGCGGGACUCAAUCCAGAGACCCCAGGACCACACCCUGAGCUGAAGGCAGAUGCUCAACCACUGAGCCACUCAGGCAUCUCCCCAACAUUUCUUUUUGUUCUGCGAAGACCUGACUGGGUGAGAAGUCAGGGAAUCUUUGGCAUGAUGCAGUGAUGACCAUGGUUCAAUAACUAUGAAACUGGCCCAGCAAAGCCCAGCUCACUGGAAAAGACCAGCAUUCCUUUUUUCUCCAUUUAAAAUGAAAUAAAAGCAGUUACAUAAUAAUAAAAACACUUUAUACCAGCAGGUACUCUGUACCAAAACCUGUUCUAUAGCAUAUUUACACGUAAUCCCCAGGUUCCUUCUACCAAGCCUGCAGAGUGGGUGUUCUCAGGGCUGCCGACUGGGAAUCACCCCAGAUUUUGAUGUUGGCUGGCUGUGGCCAGCCUGGAAGGACAGGAGGGACAGAUGUUUCUCCUGGUUUUGUAUGUGAAAUCUUGUUACUGACCUACAAUAGCAGUGGCUAAGGAAAUGGCUGUUUCACAUUGCCUGAUGCAUUCCCAGGAGAAUCUUGGAGUACUACUGUCAGGGCUACCCUGGAACUCCCGUGUUUGGGGUCAUUCUGACAAAGAACAAAACAACAGUUGGGGUUCUUGGGCACUCCUGGCUGUGAGUGUCAGCCACAGUUGCCCAGCUCUGCCUGGGGGCCAGUGUAGGCCGGGUGCUGCAAUCACCCAGAGUGAAGGAGUCACCUGUUCUGAGGUCACUGCCCUUGGCUCCAAGCUAGAGGGUCCAAGAUUCCGGGCCCCGCAGGUCUGCACGCAUGAUUCUGUGCACCUCUACCCAUCUGGCCACAGCUCAGAGACCUGGCUAUCUCCAUUUCUAUGCUUUGUCAACUUGGUUUAAUAAACAAUAAGGGUUAUA